This is a messenger RNA of Mus pahari (shrew mouse), 13369 nucleotides long. It is a transcript of the gene Tnxb, whose product is annotated as tenascin XB. Lineage: Eukaryota; Metazoa; Chordata; Mammalia; Rodentia; Muridae. The record is from RefSeq and is a predicted model, not a curated record. Gene Ontology annotation, molecular function: protein binding. The transcript is spliced from 44 exons. The coding region runs from base 194 to 13180 and encodes 4328 amino acids.
UCCUGGCAGUGGCUCCCAGAGCCUCUGCUGCAAGGACCAGUGAAGGGUUCCCCCCUUCUGUGCCCCCAAGAGUCCAGGGCUGCCAAGGGGUGCUUACCCGGCCUGCGACGCUUCUCUUACUGGGGUUGGGACUGUGCAGGUUCAGAGGUGUGGCAGCCAGCGCAAGCCACCAGGCUCUCCAGCCUACUGAAUCAUGGCAGCUCGGUGCACCCCGUCUAUUCUGACCAUCCUGGUGUUGCUUGGCUUAGCCAGGGCAGGCCCUUUCUCUCCUCGGUCUAAUGUGACACUCCCGGCCCCGCGGCCCCCUCCCAAGCCCGGUGGCCCUUCUUCUCAGCUGUACGAGCAUACUGUGGAAGGAGGGGAGAAGCAGGUGGUGUUCACCCAUCGCAUUAACCUGCCCCCGUCAGCUGGCUGCGGCUGUCCCCCGGGCUCUGAACCCCCGGUGCCUGCUUCAGAGGUGCAGGCCCUGAGGGUCCGCCUGGAGAUCCUGGAGGAGCUGGUGAAAGGGCUUAAGGAGCACUGCUCAGGAGGGUGCUGUCCCACCGCGGCCCAAGCUGGCACAGGUCAGACUGAUGUGCGCAGCCUCUGCAGUCUCCACGGUGUCUUUGACCUGAGCCGCUGCGCCUGUUCCUGUGAGCCUGGCUGGGGUGGACCCACCUGCUCAGACCCUACGGACACAAAGACGCCCACCUCGUCCCCGCCCUCCGAGUCCUGUCCCGAAGACUGCAAUGACCAGGGCCGCUGCGUCCGAGGACGCUGCGUGUGCUUCCCAGGCUACAGUGGCCCUAGCUGUAGCUGGCCCUCUUGCCCUGGAGAUUGUCAGGGGCGCGGGCGCUGCGUGCAGGGCGUGUGCGUGUGUCGCGCGGGCUUCUCGGGUCCCGACUGCAGCCAGCGCUCCUGCCCUCGCAACUGUAACCAGAGAGGACGCUGCGAGGAAGGACGCUGCGUGUGUGACCCCGGCUACUCAGGUGAGGACUGUGGGGUGCGGAGCUGUCCCAGGGGCUGCAGCCAAAGGGGCCGCUGCGAGAACGGCCGCUGCGUGUGCAACCCCGGCUACUCUGGCGAGGACUGUGGGGUGCGGAGCUGUCCCAGGGGCUGCAGCCAGAGGGGUCGCUGCGAGGACGGCCGCUGUGUGUGCGAUCCGGGCUAUAGUGGCGAAGACUGCAGCAUGAGGACCUGCCCAUGGGACUGUGGCGACGGAGGGCGCUGCGUGGACGGUCGCUGCGUGUGUUGGCCCGGGUACUCGGGCGAAGACUGUAGCACGCGGACGUGCCCGCGUGACUGCCGUGGCCGGGGCCGCUGCGAGGACGGGGAAUGUAUCUGUGACGCAGGCUACAGUGGCGACGACUGCGGUGUGCGGAGCUGCCCCGGGGACUGUAACCAAAGGGGUCACUGUGAGGACGGCCGCUGCGUGUGCUGGCCCGGGUAUACUGGAGCGGACUGCAGCACGCGCGCCUGCCCACGGGACUGCAGGGGCCGCGGGCGCUGCGAGGAUGGCGUGUGCGUGUGCCACGCGGGCUACAGCGGCGAGGACUGCGGGGUGCGCAGCUGUCCCGGGGACUGUCGCGGCCGUGGGAGCUGCGAGAGCGGCCGCUGCGUGUGCUGGCCCGGGUACACAGGCCGAGACUGUGGCACGCGUGCCUGCCCCGGUGACUGUCGUGGACGCGGGCGCUGCGUGGACGGCCGCUGCGUGUGCAAUCCGGGCUUCACUGGCGAGGACUGCGGGAGCCGUCGGUGCCCUGGGGACUGUCGCGGACACGGCCACUGCGAGAACGGCGUGUGCGUGUGCGCUGUGGGCUACUCUGGCGAGGACUGCAGCACGCGCAGCUGUCCCAGCGGCUGCAGAGGCCGCGGCCGGUGCCUGAACGGGCUCUGCGAGUGCGACGAAGGCUACUCCGGUGAGGACUGUAGCAUAAGACGGUGUCCGCGCGACUGCAGCCAGCACGGCCUGUGUCAGGAUGGCUUGUGCGUGUGCCACGCAGGAUACGCGGGCGAAGACUGCAGCAUUCGCACCUGCCCGGCUGACUGUCACCGGCGUGGCCGCUGUGAGGACGGGCGCUGUGUGUGCAACCCAGGCUACACCGGGCCCGCAUGUGCCACCCGCACCUGUCCAGCUGAUUGUCGUGGCCGUGGACGCUGUGUGCAGGGAGUGUGCAUGUGCUACGUUGGCUACAGCGGUGAGGACUGUGGACAGGAAGAGCCUCCUGCCAGUGCCUGCCCUGGGGGCUGUGGGCCGCGGGAACUGUGCCGCGCCGGACAAUGCGUGUGUGUUGAGGGCUUUCGAGGCCCAGACUGUGCCAUCCAGACGUGCCCAGGUGACUGUCACAGCAGGGGAGAGUGUAUCCAAGGCAGAUGCGUCUGCCAAGAAGGCUACGCUGGGGACGACUGCGGGGAAGAGAUACCAGCCAUCCAGAACAUGAGGAUGCACCUUCUAGAGGAGACGACAGUCCGGACAGAGUGGACACGGGCUCCGGGUCCUGUGGAUGCCUAUGAAAUCCAGUUUAUCCCUAUGACGGAGGGGGUGAGUCCACCAUUCACAGCUCGGGUGCCCAGCUCUGCCUCAGCCUAUGACCAGCGAGGACUGGCGCCUGGUCAGGACUACCAGGUCACUGUUCGUGCUCUACGAGGGACCAGCUGGGGACCUCCUGCCUCUAAGACCAUCACUACCAUGAUCGAUGGUCCUCAGGACCUCCGGGUGGUAGCUGUGACCCCAACCACACUGGAUCUCAGUUGGCUGCGCCCCCAGGCUGAGGUGGACCGAUUUGUGGUGUCCUAUGUCAGUGCCGGAAACCAAAGGGUGCGACUGGAAGUCCCCCCUGAGGCAGACAGGACUCAGCUAACCGACCUGAUGCCAGGUGUGGAGUACGUGGUGACUGUCACUGCAGAAAGAGGCCAUGCAGUCAGCUACCCAGCUUCUAUCAGGGCAAAUACAGCACCAGGCCACUACAGUUACCCGGAGGUGCGCCCCCCAGCCCCGCCCCCCAACCCCCGUCCCCGGCCUCGGUGGCCCUCCCGGCCCUUGCCGUCCCCAGAGACGGACGAGAAGGAGUGGCAUCACCGGCCGAGACUGCCCCAGCCUCCCCGACGGCCGUGGGGUAACCUGACGACUGAACUGGGCCGCUUCCGCGGCACAGUACAGGACCUGGAGCAUCACUUGCGAACCCACGGCUAUCCACUGCGCGCCAACCAGACUUACGCGUCGGUGGCGCGCCACAUCCAUGAUUUCUUGAAGCGCCGUCAAACAGCGGGUGCCCCUGCAUCCCAGCCACAUCACCCUCACCCCACCACUAGUCCCACCCAGAACACCAGGAAGCGGGACUCGGAGCAGGGUGCUGUGGGCCCAGCGUCCGAUGGUACACACCCGGUGACUGCAGCGCGCCACCCGAAACCGGAGGUGCUGGGCAGUGCAGCCGACGGCUCACUGAUUGUGUCCCUGGACGGGCUCCGGGGUCAGUUCGAGCGCGUGGUGUUGCGCUGGCAGCCACUGCCACCAGCCGAGGGUCCCAACGGGGAGCUGACUGUGGAUGGUUCUGAACGCACUGUCCGCUUGCCGAACCUCAGGCCCGAGACUACUUACCACGUGGAGGUCCAUGGGGUACGGGCAGGGCAGACUUCCAAGUCCUACGCCUUCAUCACCACCACCACCACCACCACCACCACAGGGUCCUUACCCUCUGGCCUCGUGGAGGCUACUGAUGAGCCUCCUCCCUCGGGCCCCUCUACGACCCAAGGGGCCCAGGCCCCUAUCCUGAUCCUGGAGCACCACCCGCUGGGAGAGUUGAAGGUGCUGGGCAGAGACAAGGCAGGGCGCCUCCGUGUGGCUUGGACUGCCCAGCCCGACAGCUUUGCCCACUUCCAGCUGCGUAUGCAGGUGGCCGAGGAGGGGUCCUGGGCUCACGAAGAACUGCUUCCAGGAGACGUCCAGCAGGCUCUGGUGCCCCCACCCCCUCCCGGAGCCCCCUACAAGCUAUUCCUCCAUGGGAUCACCCCUGGGGGCAAGAUCUCUGUUCCUAUCACCUACCAAGGCAUUAUGGACAGGGCUCAGGAACAGCCUGGGAAGCCAUCAGUCCAGCCGCGCCUGGGUGAACUGACAGUGACAGGCCUGACCUCUGACUCCUUGCUCCUGCACUGGACUGUCCCAGAGGGGGAGUUUGACUCCUUCCUGAUCCAGUACAAGGACAAAGACAGGCCCCAGGCGAUACCCGUGGAGGGACCCCAGCGUUCUGCACCCGUCUCAGGCUUGGAACCGGGACGCAAGUACAAAUUUAUCCUGUAUGGACUCGUCGGCAAGAAGAGGCAUGGCCCCUUGAUGGCUGAAGCCAAGAUCUUGCUUCAGGGUGACCCCGACCCAGGAUCCCCACCCCGCCUGGGAGAGCUAUGGGUGACAGACCCCACCCCGCACUCACUGCACCUCUCCUGGACUGUUCUCGGAGGCCAGUUCGACUCCUUCGUGGUCCAGUACAGAGACAAGGAAGGCCAGCCCCGUGUGGUACCUGUGGAGGGGCCUGAUCGCUCGGUGGUGAUCUCCCCACUGGACCCCAAUCACAAGUACAGGUUCACUCUGUUUGGGAUUGCCAAUAAGAAGCGGUCCGGGCCCCUUACUGCUGAUGGCACUACUGCCGCAGAGACGAAAGAGGAGCCCUCAGAACCACCCCGCCUCGGCGAACUGACUGUGACUGGUGUGACCCCAGACUCCCUGCGACUGUCCUGGACAGUGGCUCGGGGUCCCUUCGACUCCUUUGUCAUCCUUUACAAGGAUGCGCAGGGCCAGCCCCAGAGCGUACCCAUUGAAGGCGAUGAGAAUGAGGUCACUGUCCCCGGCCUGGAGUCCAACAGGAAGUAUAAGAUGAACCUCUACGGGCUUCGUGGCAGGCAGCGUGUGGGGCCGGUGUCUGUGGUGGCCAAAACGGCCCCACCAGACGCUGUGGACCAGCCCCUCAGCCCCCCAGAACCCAGCACAGAGGCCCCAGAGGCCCCCGAGAAGCCAAACCUGGGAGAACUGACCGUGACAGACACCACACCCAACUCCCUGAGCCUCUCCUGGACAGUCCCUGAGGGACAGUUUGACCAGUUCGUGAUCCAGUACAAGAACGGGGAUGGUCAACCCAAGGUGGUGCGGGUGCCAGGGUUCGAGGACCAGGUCACCAUCUCCGGCCUGGAGCCAGACCACAAGUACAAGAUGAACUUGUAUGGCAUCUAUAGUGGCCAGCGUGUGGGCCCCGUGUCUGUUGUUGGGGUGACGGCUGCAGAGGAAGAGCCCCCCAGCCCCACAGAGCCCAGCACAGAGGCCCCAGAGCCCACAGAGGCCCCAGAACCCACCGAGGAGCCACUCCUGGGAGAGCUGACAGUGACAGGAUCGUCCCCAGACUCCCUGAGCCUCUCCUGGACCGUCCCCCAGGGAGACUUUGACUCCUUCACUGUCCAGUACAAGGGCAGUGAUGGGCGGCCCCAGGUGAUGCGUGUCGGGGGCCAGGAGAGGGAGGUCACCGUGAGAGACCUGGAUCCUGGGCGCAAGUACAAGAUGAACCUGUAUGGGCUCCGUGAGGGGCGUCGUGUGGGUCCCGUGUCCACCGUGGGCGUGACCGACCCACAACCAGAAGAAAAGACCUCCCUUGAGCCACGCCUGGAGGAGUUGACAGUGACUGGUGUAACCCCCAAUUCCGUGAGCCUCUCAUGGAUAGUUCCUGAGGGACAGUUUGACUCCUUCUUGGUCCAGUACCAGGACAGGGAUGGGCAGCCCCGGGAGGUGCCCGUGACAACAGAACAGCGUGAGGUCACCGUCCUUGACUUGGACCCUGGGAGAAUAUACAAGAUGAACUUCUACGGGCUACACGGCAGACAACGUGUGGGCCCCCUCUCCGUGUCAGCAAUGACAGACUCUCUCGCACCAGCACCAGCUCCAGCCACCGAGGCCUCCAAGCUGCUCCCAGAGCCACGACUGGGGGAACUAACAGUGACAGAUGUGACCCCGGACUCCGUGGGCCUCUUGUGGACUGUCCCUGAGGGUGAAUUCGACUCCUUCGCGGUCCAGUACAAGGACAGGGACGGCCAGCCCCAGGUGGUACCUGUGGCAGCGGACCUACGGGAGGUCACCAUCCCAGGCCUGGAGCCCUCCCGCAAGUACAAGUUCCUGCUCUUUGGGGUCCAAGAUGGGAAAAGACACAGCCAGGUCUCUGUAGAGGCGAAGACAGCUACCCGCAAUGAUGCCAGCCCAGGGGCCCCUCCCCACCUUGGGGAGCUGUGGGUGACGGAUCCUAGCACGGACUCUCUGCGCCUGUCCUGGACAGUCCCCGAGGGCCACUUUGACUCUUUUGUGGUCCAGUUCAAGGACAAAAGUGGGCCCCGGGUGGUGCCAGUAAAGGGUCAAGAGCGGACAGCCACCAUCACGGCCCUGGACGCUGGCCGCAAGUACAGAUUCCUCCUCUAUGGGCUUCUGGGAAGGAAGCGCUUUGGCCCCCUCACCGCAGAGGGCAACACAGAGCCCACAAAUGCCGUGGACCACACUGGCGAAAAGCACCCCACAAAACCUCGACUGGGAGAGGAACUGCGUGUGACUAGUGUGACCCCAAACUCCGUGGACCUCUCCUGGACAGUCUCCGAGGGCCAGUUUGACUCCUUUGUGGUCCAGUACAAGGACAGGGAUGGGCAGUCCCAGGUGGUGCCCGUGGACGGAAGCCAUAGAGAGGUCAGGGUCUCUGGUCUAGACCCAGGUCGCAGGUAUAAGCUGCUACUCUACGGCCUCCGAGACAGCAAGCGCGUGGGUCCCCUUUCAGUCAUUGCUGUGACCGACCCCAGAGAAACAACAGAAGCAUGGACAGAGGUCCCCACAACUUCAAUUCCUGCAGCUGUGCCCCGCCUCGGGGAGCUGAGAGUGGAGGAAGCCACGCCUCACAGCCUGCAUCUUUCCUGGGUGGUGACUGAGGGAGAAUUUAACUCCUUCGAGGUCCAGUACACUGACAGAGAUGGGCGUCUCAGAGUGGUCAGUACAGAGGGUGACCAGACUGACAUCACACUUACUGGCCUGGAAUCUAACCACAGAUACCUGGUAACCCUGUAUGGCUUCCAUGACGGGCAGCCUGUAGGCCCUGCUCAAAUUGAGGCCCUGACAGUGCCAUGGGAGGAAGAGGAGGAGGAAGAGGAGUCCACAGAGCCACCCACUAUGACUCCUGAGCCCAAGCCACACCUGGGAGAGCUGACUGUGACAGAUGCCACCCCUGACUCCCUGAGCCUCUCCUGGACGGUCCCCGAGGGACAGUUUGACCAGUUUGUGAUCCAGUACAAGAACGGGGAUGGGCAGACCAAGGUGGUACGGGUGCCAGGGCACGAGGACCAGGUCACCAUCUCUGGCCUGGAGCCAGACCACAAGUACAAGAUGAACCUGUAUGGCAUCCACAGUGGUCAGCGUGUGGGCCCCGUGUCUACUGUUGGGGUGACAACUGCAGAGGAAGAGCCCCCCAGCCCCACAGAGCCCAGCACAGAGGCCCCAAAGCCCACCGAGGAGCCACUCCUGGGAGAGCUGACAGUGACAGGAUCGUCCCCAGACUCCCUGAGCCUCUCNUGGACCGUCCCCCAGGGAGACUUUGACUCCUUCACUGUCCAGUACAAGGGCAGUGAUGGGCGGCCCCAGGUGAUGCGUGUCGGGGGCCAGGAGAGGGAGGUCAUCGUGAGAGACCUGGAUCCUGGGCGCAAGUACAAGAUGAACCUGUAUGGGCUCCAUGAGGGGCGUCGCGUGGGCCCCGUGUCCACCGUGGGCGUGACCGACCCCAAAGAGGAGCCUACGGAUGCCCCUUUCCUGAACCCUCGCCUGGAGGAGCUGACUGUGACAGAUGCCACCCCCGACUCCCUGAGCCUCUCCUGGACGGUCCCCGAGGGACAGUUUGACCAGUUCGUGAUCCAGUACAAGAACGGGGAUGGGCAGCCCAAGGUGGUGCGGGUGCCAGGGCACGAGGACCAGGUCACCAUCUCUGGCCUGGAGCCAGGCCACAAGUACAAGAUGAACCUGUACGGCAUCUACAGUGGCCAGCGUGUGGGCCCCAUGUCUGUUGUUGGGGUGACAGCUGCAGAGGAAGAGCCCCCCAGCCCCACAGAGCCCAGCACAGAGGCCCCAGAACCCACAGAGGCCACAGAGCCCACUGAGGAGCCACUCCUGGGAGAGCUGACAGUGACAGGAUCGUCCCCAGACUCCCUGAGCCUCUCNUGGACCGUCCCCCAGGGAGACUUUGACUCCUUCACUGUCCAGUACAAGGGCAGNGAUGGGCGGCCCCAGGUGAUGCGUGUCGGGGGCCAGGAGAGGGAGGUCACCGUGAGAGACCUGGAUCCUGGGCGCAAGUACAAGAUGAACCUGUAUGGGCUCCAUGAGGGGCGUCGCGUGGGCCCCGUGUCCACUGUGGGCGUGACCGCUCCAGAGGAGGAAGCUCUGACCACACAGGUGGUGCCCACCACAACUCCUGAGCCCCCUCCGAAGAAGCCGCACCUGGGAGAGCUGACUGUGACAGAUGCCACCCCUGACUCCCUGAGCCUCUCCUGGACAGUCCCCGAGGGACAGUUUGACCAGUUCGUGAUCCAGUACAAGAACGGGGAUGGGCAGCCCAAGGUGGUACGGGUGCCAGGGCAUGAGGACCAGGUCACCAUCUCUGGCCUGGAGCCAGACCACAAGUACAAGAUGAACCUGUAUGGCAUCUACAGUGGCCAGCGUGUGGGCCCUGUGUCUACUGUUGGAGUGACAGCUGCAGAGGAAGAGCCCCCGAGCCCAGAGCCCAGCACAGAGGCCCCAGAGCCCACAGAGGCCCCAGAACCCACCGAGGAGCCACUCCUGGGAGAGCUGACAGUGACAGGAUCGUCCCCAGACUCCCUGAGCCUCUCNUGGACCGUCCCCCAGGGAGACUUUGACUCNUUCACUGUCCAGUACAAGGGCAGUGAUGGGCGGCCCCAGGUGAUGCGUGUCGGGGGCCAGGAGAGGGAGGUCACCGUGAGAGACCUGGAUCCUGGGCGCAAGUACAAGAUGAACCUGUAUGGGCUCCAUGAGGGGCGUCGCGUGGGCCCCGUGUCCACUGUGGGCGUGACUGAGGAGGAAGCUAUGACCACACAGCCAGAGCACAUCGUGACCACUGAGCUUCCUCCUAAGCAGCCGCACCUGGGAGAGCUGACUGUGACAGAUGCCACCCCUGACUCUCUGAGCCUCUCCUGGACGGUCCCCGAGGGACAGUUUGACCAAUUUGUGAUCCAGUACAAGAACGGGGAUGGGCAGACCAAGGUGGUGCGGGUGCCAGGGCACGAGGACCAGGUCACCAUCUCUGGCCUGGAGCCAGACCACAAGUACAAGAUGAACCUGUAUGGCAUCCACAGUGGUCAGCGUGUGGGCCCCGUGUCUACUGUUGGGGUGACAACUGCAGAGGAAGAGCCCCCCAGCCCCACAGAGCCCAGCACAGAGGCCCCAAAGCCCACCGAGGAGCCACUCCUGGGAGAGCUGACAGUGACAGGAUCGUCCCCAGACUCCCUGAGCCUCUCUUGGACCGUCCCCCAGGGAGACUUUGACUCCUUCACUGUCCAGUACAAGGGCAGUGAUGGGCGGCCCCAGGUGAUGCGUGUCGGGGGCCAGGAGAGGGAGGUCACCGUGAGAGACCUGGAUCCUGGGCGCAAGUACAAGAUGAACCUGUAUGGGCUCCAUGAGGGGCGUCGCGUGGGCCCCGUGUCCACCGUGGGCGUGACCGCUCCAGAGAAGGAAGCUCUGACCACACAGGUGGUGCCCACCACAACUCCUGAGCCCCUUCCUAAGAAGCCACACCUGGGAGAGCUGACUGUGACAGAUGCCACCCCUGACUCCCUGAGCCUCUCCUGGACGGUCCCCGAGGGACAGUUUGACCAGUUCGUGAUCCAGUACAAGAACGGGGAUGGGCAGAUCAAAGUGGUACGGGUGCCAGGGCACGAGGACCAGGUCACCAUCUCUGGCCUGGAGCCAGACCACAAGUACAAGAUGAACCUGUAUGGCAUCUACAGUGGUCAGCGUGUGGGCCCCGUGUCUACUGUUGGGGACUUUGACUCCUUCACUGUCCAGUACAAGGGCAGUGAUGGGCGGCCCCAGGUGAUGCGUGUCGGGGGCCAGGAGAGGGAGGUCACCGUGAGAGACCUGGAUCCUGGGCGCAAGUACAAGAUGAACCUGUAUGGGCUCCAUGAGGGGCGUCGCGUGGGCCCCGUGUCCACCGUGGGCGUGACCGCCUCUCUGACCACAGAGCCCCCCAUAGAGCCCCGCCUGGGAGAGCUGACUGCACUAGAAGUGACUUCCACUACAGUGCACCUGUCCUGGACUGUGGCCCAGGGCCCCUUCGACUCCUUCCUGGUCCAGUACAAGGACGCACAGGGGCAGCCCCAGAUGGUGCCUGUGAGCGGAGACCUGAGUGAGGUCACCGUCUCAGGUUUGGAGCCGGCCCGAAAGUACAAGUUUCUACUCUUUGGACUCCGGGAUGGGAAGCGCCAUGGCCCUGUCUCCACAGAAGCAAAGACUGUCUCUGACCCAAGGCUCCUUCCUCGUCUUGGGGAGCUCACCGUGACAGACACGACCCAAAACUCCGUGGGUCUCUCCUGGACUGUUCCCGAGGGUGAAUUCGACUCUUUCUUAGUCCAGUACAAGGACAAGGCAGGGCAGCUCCAGGUGGUGCCUGCAGCAGCAGACCAACGUGAGGUCACCGUCUCCAGCCUGGAGCCCAAUAGAAAAUACAAGUUCCUGCUCUUCGGCCUCAUAGGCCGCAAACGCCUGGGCCCUGCCUCUGUGGAGGGCACCACGGCUCCUGUGGAGAAGACACCACAGCCCCGUCUCGGGGAACUGUCGGUGACAGAGGAGACCUCUGACUCCGUGCACCUCUCGUGGACUGUGGUCCAGGGUCCUUUUGACUCCUUCCUGGUCCAGUACAAGGACAGGGACGGGCAGCUCCAGACGGUGCCCGUGGCUGCAGACCAGCGAGAGGUCACCAUAGAGGGUCUGCAGCCAGGCAGGAAAUACAAGUUCCUGCUCUAUGGGCUCACUGGAGGGAAGCGCCUGGGACCCAUCUCUGCCUUGGGAGUGACAGCCUCAGAAGUGGACAUAUCAGCCCCGGACCCCACUGAGCCCCCUGAGGCUCCCCGCCUGGGGACACUGGCGGUGACCGAGGCAACCCCAGACUCCCUGCGCCUCUCCUGGGCGGUGGCCCGUGGCCCCUUUGACUCCUUUGUAGUCCAGUACCAGGACACAGAGAGGCAAACCCAGGCCCUGCUUGUGGACGGAGACCAGGACAAAGUCCUCAUCUCAGGCUUGGAACCCCAAACUUCCUACAAGUUCUUCCUCUAUGGCCUCCGUGAAGGGACACGCCAUGGACCUAUCUCUGUAGAGGGCACCACAGAUCCAGUUCCUGCCGGUCAGGGCCCAGGGGACCCCGGACCCCGCCUGUCCCAGCUCUCAGUGUCAGAUGUGACCACCAGUUCUCUGCGGCUAAACUGGGAAGCCCCGCUUGGAGCCUUUGACUCUUUCCUGCUACGCUUCGGGGUCCCCCUACCGAGUACCCUGGAGCCGCACCCUCGCCCUCUGCUGCAGCGAGAGCUUAUGGUGCCAGGCGUGCGGCGCUCAGCCGUGCUCCGGGACCUGCGUCCCGGGACCCUGUACAGCCUUACUCUGUACGGGCUGCGUGGGCCGCACAAGGCAGACAGUAUCCAGGGCACUGCCCGCACGCUCAGCCCAGUUCUGGAGAGCCCCCGGGACCUGCAAUUCAGCGACAUCGGGGAAACAUCAGCCAAAGUCAACUGGGUGCCGCCAACGUCCAGGGUGGACAGCUUCAAAAUCUCCUACCAGCUAGCCGACGGAGGAGAGCCACAAAGUGUGCAGGUGGAUGGCCGGACCCAGUCCCAGAUCCUCCAGGGGCUGAUUCCAGACACUCGCUAUGAGGUGACUGUGGUCUCCGUCCGUGGCUUUGAGGAGAGCGAGCCUCUCACAGGCUCCCUCACCACAGUGCCUGAUGGUCCCACCCAGCUACGGGCAUUGAACUUGACUGACGGAUCUGCCCUUCUACACUGGAAACCCCCCCACAAACCGGUGGACAAAUAUGACGUCGAGGUCGAAUCCCCUGGGGCCCCACCCCUUCAGGCCUCGGCCCCUGGCAGCGCUGUGGACUACCCACUGACGGACCUGGCACGCGACACUAAUUACACAGCCACCGUGCGCGGUCUCCGGGGUCCUAACUUCACCUCCCCAGCCAGCAUAACCUUCACCACAGGGUUAAAGCCCCCCCAGGACUUGGAGGCCAAGGAAGUAACUCCUCGCUCGGCCCUGCUCACUUGGACUGAGCCUGAAGUCCCACCCACAGGCUACCUGCUCAGCUUUGACACCCCUGGAGGACAGAUUCAGGAAAUCCUGCUUCCAGCGGGAACCACCUCGCACAGGCUUCUGCGCCUCUUCCCCUCCACCUUCUACAGCGCCCAGCUCCGGGCCAUCUGGGGCGAGAGCCUUACACCUCCCGUGCUCACUUCCUUUACUACUGGCGGGCUGCGCAUCCCCUUUCCCCGGGACUGUGGGGAGGAGCUGAAGAAUGGGCCCAGCGCCUCAAAGACUACGACCAUCUUCCUCAAUGGCAACCGCGAGCGGCCUUUGGACGUGUUCUGUGACAUGGAGACUGAUGGAGGCGGUUGGCUGGUGUUCCAGCGCCGCAUGGAUGGACAGACGGACUUCUGGAGAGACUGGGAGGAGUACGCCCAUGGUUUUGGGAACAUCUCCGGGGAAUUCUGGCUGGGCAACGAGGCCCUGCACAGCCUGACACAGGCUGGAGACUACUCUAUGCGUGUGGACCUACGGGCCGGGAAGGAAGCCGUGUUCGCCCAGUAUGACUUCUUCCGCGUAGACUCAGCAAAGGAGAACUACCGCCUACACCUGGAGGGCUACCAUGGGACUGCAGGCGACUCUAUGAGCUACCACAGCGGCAGUGUCUUUUCUGCCCGUGACCGAGACCCCAACAACUUGCUCAUUUCCUGCGCUGUCUCCUACCGCGGGGCUUGGUGGUACAGGAACUGUCACUAUGCCAACCUCAACGGGCUCUAUGGGAGCACAGUGGAUCACCAGGGAGUGAGCUGGUACCACUGGAAGGGCUUCGAGUUCUCCGUGCCCUUCACGGAAAUGAAGCUGCGACCCAGAAACUUCCAGGCCCCCACCAGGGGCACCUGAGCCUGCUGCCCACCUCACUCACACCCCGGUAUGACUGCCGAGCACUGAGGGGUUGUGCCCAGAGAAGAGCCAGCGUGCCUCACCGAGGAAACCUUCUCUGACACAAUCUCACAGCACCAUGUUUACAGGGGGGGAAAGGGAGGGGAAACGGAGCAAUAAAGGAGAAACCGAGGCACGAGGCUCGUCCUA